AUGAUCCUCGACAGCAAGGUCAUUCUCACUCCUCCGCCGUCCUACGCUGCGGCGGCGGCGGAUAGACCUCCAUCGUUCUCAGACUCGUCUCGACGUAUUACGCUGUCGACUUUGCCACCAUAUCUGCUGUUGCGGACAGUGUAUGAGAUAUUCCCUCGAGGGCAGCCGGAGGGGCAGAGGCGGAUCCUCUACUGGCUCACAGUAAGCCUUCGGCGCGUCAGUCGCUCUCUCUACAUCGCGUGUAUGCACGUCCUCCGCUCGACCUACCUCCCCAUCUACAGCUCACUCGUCCGCGCACCCUACUCCUCCGACCCCUUUCCGAUGGCGACCCCCGAAGUCAGCGACGCGGACCCGCCCGUAUCGCCCGUGCGCUCUCUCCAGCGCGAGACGCACGUCCUCGACCUCUUCAUCGCGCUCAAGGUCCGCGAGGACGUCUGGGCGGACGAGAGCGAGCUCCACCUCGAGCGCGAGGAGAGCUUCAAGGACCUCUUCGACCUCAUGCAGCCGCGCGCACGCCUCGAGGACAUCGUACGGCUCUACGGCAUCCGCGCGGGCGUCAUCUCUGUGUCUGGCCCGCCGUGGACCCCGUCCGCCCCGCCGUCGCGAUGCCAGACGCCGAACGGCUCGCGCUCGGUCCCUUUCAACCUGGUGUCGGUGUCGUUCUCCCCUAGGAAGGUCGGCCUCGUGCUCGCGACGAAGCAGCGCAGGAAGACGGUUGUGGAUGUGGCGCGGACACGGGACCAGACUCUGGAGGCAAAUGCGGCGCACUUGGUCAGGGAGCUGGCGGCUUGGCUGUCCACGAACCCUCAAUACUUGACUAUACUGAUGUGA
Molecule: messenger RNA, 831 nt
Organism: Fomitopsis serialis
Lineage: Eukaryota; Fungi; Basidiomycota; Agaricomycetes; Polyporales; Fomitopsidaceae
Exons: 2
Coding region: 1-831 (276 amino acids)
Source: RefSeq, a predicted model, not a curated record